Messenger RNA from Diachasma alloeum, 1356 nucleotides. RefSeq names its product inositol monophosphatase 2. Gene Ontology annotation, biological process: signal transduction; inositol metabolic process; phosphatidylinositol phosphate biosynthetic process. The record is from RefSeq and is a predicted model, not a curated record. The transcript has 6 exons. Lineage: Eukaryota; Metazoa; Arthropoda; Insecta; Hymenoptera; Braconidae. The coding region runs from base 453 to 1292 and encodes 279 amino acids. Gene Ontology annotation, molecular function: inositol monophosphate 1-phosphatase activity.
CAAUUCCGUCCAUUCAUUAGCGAAUAAUUGAAGAAAUGUGCUAUGGGAAUUGGAUAAAACAAAUAAAGAAUUAAAUGCAAAUGAAAGAUUGAAAUUGAAAUUGCUGGAAUUCUUUUUGAUGAGUGGAGUGACUCGUCUGAUGAAAGAAUGAUUGACUAUUGCAGGAAGAUUCUAAUGAACCUUUCAUUAGAAGCCUUGGGUUUGAUAAAUUUUCUCAGCCUCAUGCAGGGAUUCCUGAUAACGAUAAGGAGCGCCCAAAUCGAGCUGCUGACAGAUGUUGUGCAUGUUUACAUAUUCAUGGCCUUGCUGGGGAAAAAAAAGACUCCCCGCUCAGAUCGAGACCUUGGCGAGAGAAUGGAGGUGCAGCGAGGAGUUAAAAGAUUGAGAUUUUUCGUUGCUGGAGUUCAGUUGUUGCUCUCAAGCUAUUGCACGAGGUGAUAUUAGCUUGAGGGAUGGCCUGGGAUGAGGAUCUGUUCUUCGAGAGUGCGAUGAGACUGACCCUCGAGGCCGCUCAGGUCAUGAGGAGUUCAAUCGUAGCUGAUAAAACAGUCAAGGAGAAGCAGGGAGACUGGGAUCUGGUGACAGAGUACGAUCGAGCGAUAGAGGACAUAAUCGUUGGGAAAUUGAGGCAACAAUUUCCCACGCACAAAUUCAUCGGGGAAGAAUCGACUGGGAAUGACAUUCCAGAGUUGACAGACGACCCGACCUGGAUCAUCGACCCAAUAGACGGAACCAUGAACUUCAUUCACGGCUUCCCUCACACCUGCAUCGUCAUAGGGCUGUCCAUCUCCAAAGAAAUGAGGAUUGGAAUAGUGUACAAUCCCAUUCUGGAGCAGCUCUUCACUGCCAGGAAAGGGAGAGGGGCUUUUUUGAAUGGAAAGCCCAUCAGGACGUCUAGUGUCGACGAUAUUUCGAAAGCUAUGGUUUGUCUGGAGACAGGCUUCCUGAAAGUGAAGAGCCUGCGAAAUAAAAUGUUGGAGAGAAUCAAGAUAGUCUCCACGAAGACCCAAGGCUUGAGAACCCUUGGCUCAGCUGCUAUAACCCUCUGCUACAUCGCCCUCGGGGUGGUCGAGGGCUAUCAGAUAGAGGGACCUGGAAUUUGCACUUGGGAUAUUGCAGCACCGUCCUUGAUUAUUUCCGAAGCCGGGGGAGUUGUUGUCGAUCGCGUAACCGGAAAACGUGUGGACUUGAUGCAUCCACGAGCGAUUGGAGCGUGCAACGAAAAAAUUGCUGUGGAGCUGAUGAGGAUUAUUAAAGAAGCUGAUGGGAGAGCAGAAGCCGAGGGAAAUUGACGAAAUAUUUUUUGUAUUGAGAGAAUAAUCAGUUGAACUAGAAGAUUAAAUAUUCGUGACUGUA